AUGGUGAAGGUGCCAACACUUGAACAAGAUGAUUCGCUGAUGCAGCAUAGUGAUAGUGAUAGUGCCAUAAUUCAAGAACAACAUGAUCAUCGUGAAGUACCAUAUAUCCAUUCACCAGAUUGUAUCACGAAAGUGACAAAUGAAGCUGAGACUCCAGCGCAUUCUUUGAGUACAGUAUUGCUACAUUCCAAAUCGGAAUUAGAUGUUGGUAAGCAGAAACAAGAUGUAUCUAAACCAGUUACAGGGGAGCACAUCUCAACUGACACGAAAAACAAAGAAACCGAAGCACAAGACACUAAGCAGAAAGAGAUGAAACCUUUGGAUUACAGGUCUCCAGACAAAUACAAGGGACCCGCAACUAAUAUCCCAUCUGAUGUUCGAGUGAGAAUUAUUUCACAGGACAUGGUGGAAGACGCUUUCAACAAUCCAAGAAGUACUGAUGACCAGCAAGAAGAACUAAGUAUCCAAGUGAAUGAAGGAUAUGUAGACAAGACCAGCCUAUCAAUGUCCAGUGAUGAUAUCGAAGUAUUGGAACCUUUCUCUGGAACACAGGAACGAGACAAUACUCCAUUAUCAGAAACGCAUCAAACUAUUCAAAACAUACCCCAAACCGAAUUCACUGCCUUAGCAGUGAGUGGUCAGUGUACUCUCAUUCAACCGGAAAAAUCUGAAGGUUCUACAACAAUUAUGAACAUUUUUCCACAUGAUACAACUCCUGAAACACCAACACUUAGCUCUGCAGAUGUACAAAAUAUGGAUGUAACAAUGACAGCCCAAGCGCAAGGCGAUCCACCACCAACUCGCUUUUAUAUGGAUCCUAAUUUAUCAAUAGCCAUGGUAGAUGAAACUGCAAGUAGUCAUCAAGUAUUGUCACUUUCAGAAGUACAACAACCUGAAUUACAAUCUGUCAUUUACGAUGACGAUAAUACGCCAAAUGACGAGAUAGUCAAGAAUCAUGGAAUCCAUGUCUCUGCAAACUAUUUACAUGAGGAUGAACUACAAUUGGAUGACAAUGGUUUUGAAUUCCUUGAUAUAUACACUGCCCCAGAUGAUCCUAACUUAGCUCCAAGUAACAAUGAAUCUAAACUGAAGAUUGGCUGUAUGAAACAUGAUCAGCUUUGUCCACAUAUCGAAAGGCAUUUGACAGAGGGUGUACAGGAAGUUACAUCUUUAAUUGAAUGUACACCAGAUAGAAACAAACAAACCAAAGUCUUCGAAACAACUGCAGAAAAUGACACCUUCACCAGAGAUAUGACAGGAGUGGAUCAAACCGACAAAAAGCUUGGUUCCCAUACAGUACCACAUUUUAUAGAUGGACUAAAGACAGACAAACAACAUGAAGUUUUAAUACCCAAAGAAAGAGACAUCUCUGAAGAUAUUAAGGAAGUACAAGAACACAAAAUUGAUGACGACGGAACUGGGAAUGGAAAGCUGGUUUCUCAUACAGUAUCACAUUUGAUAGAGAAAGAACAAACCAAACUAGACAGUGACAAACAACAUGAAAUUUUACCAACUGCUAUAAAAAACACUAUCUCAGGAGAUAUGAAGGAAGUACAAGGACACAAAAUCGAUGACAGCAAAACUGGGGACAAAAAACGAGGUUCUCACACAGUAUCGCAUUUGAUAGAGAAAGAACAAACCAAACUAGACAGUGACAAACAUGAAAUUUUACCAACUGCUAUAAGAAACACUAUUUCAGGAGAUAUGAAGGAAGUACAAGGACACAAAAUCGAUGACAUAUCACAUUUGAUAGAGGGUGAACAAACUAAACUAGACAGUGAUAUGAUCUCUGUACACAUAGAAGAUAAAAGAGAACCAGAAACCAGUGGCAUCAGAAAUGGUGACAGUAAGCUGCAUUCUCAAAUCAAAUCUCAUUUGACAAAGGAUGAACAAGCAACAAGUUCUGCCGCAUUGACUGUACAUCCUUGCCAUUCCACGAGUAAGGCAGACCCAGACAAACACGGACAACAUGAAAUCCAGACAGCUAAAGAAAAAGAAACCAUCUCUGUAGACAUAAUAAACUCGCCAUCACAAGAUCAAUUGCAAAAUAAGUCUGAUGACACAAAUGUCAACAACUCACGAACACCAACGCUCAUGGAACCAGCAGCUGAUGAUGCACACAAUUCAAAAAAUAAAUACUGUGAUGAUCAAUUACAAAGUCAACACGCGUAUGUUGGUGAGUCAAGAACAAAGAAUACAGAAUCUCAGAGAUCAAUUGCAAGUGAAAUUUACAAGAUACCAGAGGUGUACUUUAUUGAAUCAACACUUCACCUAGGCAUCGGAACGUCCGGAUCAAGUCAAAUCCCAGUCCAGGCAAAUAUGAUGCGAAUAUAUUUCUAUGCAUGGCUUUCCCCAAAGUUCAAAGUGGACCUGCUGCGUCAGAUGUUAGUUGUACGCGGUGAUAUAUGUGAACUAGGUUGUUGGAGACCUCCUGGUAUCAAGAUGAACCCCACAAGAACUGUCGUGAAUGACAUAAGACUCUAUGAAGGGGUACUCGACGUUUUAUUGACAUCAAUUGGUAGACGGAGAAAAAUCGAGUACAAGUACUGUGUCAUCAGUGAAGAAGACACAGUAUAUGAAUGUAUUGGCAGAAACCCAACCACCAACCGAACCAUGCAUAUUGAAGAGAGUUUCUGCAUCGAAGGAGGCACGUGGAAAAGGUACGACAACAUAAUAUACCCUCCUGAGAACUACAGAUACUUGAAAAAACUUAUUGGUUAUCAACGAGGACAGGACCUCACUGAUAAUAUUAUCAUCACAGAGAAAAUGAUGCCUAUCUGGGAAGGAUUCCGUAAAGACUCGUCGGCAACUAAGGGUCUCGCUACUGAUGCUAUAUUACAAAUAUGCCAAAUAUUUCUGUCAGUUGAUGACAAUUGGAAGCCGCCACACUGGAGUUCUGAAAAGGUGUUGUAUGACUAUUUGUCACCUGCAUUGCAAUACUUCCAAAGAAACCACAAUGAAUCCACCGAACUGAGCAAAUUACGUCUCGUUACAGCUUUGGCAAUAGCACGUAUCAGCCAUCGUUACAAAUUAUUUGAUAUGCUUAGGAAAAGUGAUCUCAUUGCUCUAUUUAAAGCACUUCUCAUAAAACCAGACCUCGAACAAAGAUUAUGCCAUGACCUGCAAACUGUUAACCAACAUUUCCCUCAACCAAGUGAGAGAAGGGAUCUGGUUAGCGAUCUUAUCUAUGUAUGUACAAGUAACUUCAGCAGCAAAGAUCCAACUCCAGCUUUUCUGUUAUGCAUACCACUGUUACAUUUUAUUAAUGGCACCUCCAAACCAUUUGACCCUGAUUAUGUAUAUCGUCCUGUAUUGAACAAAUGGCAAUUAGAAAAUUUCAAGAAGUCAGUCAAAUACAACAUGGGACCAUGGUUACAGCGUGUUUCGCCACUGUUUGUUGUUGAUGCUCAGCUCGCAUGGACAUUUGUAUUUUCGGUACCAUUGGACCAGAUUCCAGAAAUGGUUGAAAGUGGUAGUUUGCCCAUGGACAUUUCCUGUAAUCUGCUGCUGAGAAUUCUAGGAGAUAGGCGCCAUAUCGUGAGUGUACCCAAAAAGGACCAACCUUACUUACCAGAAGUUAUGAGAGUUUCAACAAUAAGAAUACGACAAUUAAUCCGACAAUUAUUGGAUAAAGUCCCUGAUAGGCAAACAUCAGAUAGUAUUGAUGAAAUUCAUCGAAUGCUGUUAACAACUUGUCAACUUGUACAAACAGUCGCUGCUAAAACAAGUGACGUGUGUCAAUAUGAACACAUACUUGAUGCCUGUGAUCUGUUCAGUGCAUGCUAUGGCUUUGUCGCUGCACACUUGCGAGCUGGUACCAGCCCGACCAAAUACCGUCAUAUGAAUAACGAUAUGCAUUUACGGUAUGAGCAAACAAAGAAGGCACUCAUAGACUGGAUCAAUAAACACCUACCAGUCGAGUUCAUCCGCCGAUCAAAUACUACAACGAAAACAGAAUUUUCAGAGGAAUUACAGAUACAAAGUCUGCAAAAGAUACGAUUUAUUUGCUAUGAAGAUCUGGUAAAUUACAACGUUCAUAUACAGAAGAUUUUCAGUGAGAUUGCAUUCAAAGCAGUGGAUGAGAUAUGCAAACGUGAGAAAGACCCUGAUAAAUUGCUCGGUUCUGUAUAUGAACGUGUUCCAGUCACAAAGGACCACGGAAAGCUGUUAUCAUUCUUACUGCACAAAUCGUGGCCAAAAUCAACGGAUCCACAUAUAAUUUUACAACACAUAUUGACUUGGGAACCGUUUGUUGGAUUUUUCCGCAUGACAGAUAAAGGACAAGGGCACGGAGACAUUCUUUCUGAAGAGUGUCAGGGCUAUAUAGCCAUAGCGAAGUCAUCAUUGGAAUCAAUAAGUAAACAGUUAUUGAAUGGGAAGAUCAAAAUCAACAAUCUGCGGCUAAUAAUACAAAAUGAAGCUCAAUUUCUCAACUUAAUCAAGACGAACGAAAGUUAUGAUGUCAAACAAGUUAUUGAUUAUCGGGAACAUGAACUUGAUAUCCUUGCCUGUGAACGGAAAUAUGUCGAUUGCCUGGUAAAUUCGUGUCUUUUUAUUACGCUAGUUGACAUCGACGUCCUACAUAGUAAGUUGAAAAUUGAUUUAGAGAGUAUGCCGUUGACAUCAGUUUGUCUUCCUUUGACGAGUUUUACAAGCUGCAGAGAACCAAUUAUCACAUUCUUUGAGUUACCACCAAAUGUGAAGACUAUUUUGGAGCCUCUCUAUCACGUCCACACCAGUCGUUUAUUCCACCAAAGAUGGGAACAAAGAGUCCUCGCUUUAAAACAAAUUGUCGUUGAUGGCAAAUCACCGGUACUCAAACUUGAAGACUUAAUUGAACAAGUAUGGCAGCCAGUUUGCGAUUCGAUUGUUGCAAUGAUACAUGAACUAGAAAACGGUAAAAUAACACUAAAAGAAGUGGACACUACAUUUGGAGAAACUCUGAACCAUGCCUUGGAGUUGGAGACUGAAGCAAGAACCCUCUACACCUUAAUAGCUCGAGGACCACUACCCGACACUCUUCAAAUACGACUAAAUCAACUGAAACAGUAUGGUGUCAUUCGACAACGGUUGAAGGCUGCCAACGCUAUUUUGCAUGUCCGAGAAACACUACAACUUAAAGGAGACUUUAGCACACUGGAUGGCAUAGCUUCAAUGACAACCAAAAACCAAACCCUUGACUCAAUAACAUCUGAGGUGAUCUCCGGAGCUGAUAGAUUAGAUUUCCUAACUUCUGACGAAAUCACGUGCUUAAAUGUUUUAGCCGAAUGCCACGUAUUUGUUAAGUGGCUGAAGAAAGAAGUGACGGAUGUCCAACAAUUACAAGUGUUUAUAGAUUUAGCGAUGAUAUCAGCUGGAGAGACGGAUGAUGAAGUAGAUCGCGUUAAAUGUCUCCAUCAGGCUGCCACUGGAUAUUCAUCACUGAUCUUUGAUUUGAAAGAAAAUGCAUCGCUUGAAGAUUUGUUAAGCACGUGUGUGGUACUAAGAAAUAACCUGAAGAAUGACAGAAUGCUGGCAAAAAAAAUGAAAGACAUCAACCGGCAUCUGGAGUGGUUAAAGAGAGUGAAAGAAACGCAUGGAUCGGUUGAAAGGUCAUCCUGGCUUGAGGCAGAGGCUAUCAACAAAAAUGGUGUUUAUAGUAUUGGGAACAUUGGUAACAAUACAUGCAAGGACAAUUUACGUGAUGUUAUUUGCCUGUCUGUUCCUGCGAUCUUGAGCUCCAAUGAUGUUGAGACUGAUACUGAUGUACAAGAAAAACGUGAAUAUGAUCUUGACAAACUAAAUGACCUGCAAAGUAAACUUAUGCUUGUUGCUGGCAAAGGCGAACAGAGCAGAGGGCAAAUCGACCGGUUUACACAAAUAUUUGCGGCAAUCAAAAGAGUGGCCAAAACAUAUCUCAACCUUCACAAGACAGGGAAUUCCUUAUUUGAGGGAUUGCUAAUUACAGUAAAUUGCAACCCCGAAACAAAGGUUUCGGUUAUGGUUGAUUUUGGAGGUGAUCAUCAAAUACUCCAAGGGAGAGAUGCUGUCAUAAUACAGCUAGGAAAGUUAUCAGCUUUUAUCGAGGAAUGCCUAAACGUGUGGCUACACUACAUCGAAGAAAAGAGAGAUAAGAUAUACCAUCUCAAUUAUUUCACAACCGAACAGCUGGUCGUUUUAAUGAACGAGUUAAGAAAUUUCAUAUACGAGGACAGCAGAUACCAAAUCCCUCUUAUUGUGUUUUCUAUUCUCUCGAGUGUGAAGUUCCACUGCAAUCAAAACGACAUAUAUCAAGCAAUCCACCAAGUCCGUUCACGACAGCAAGAAUCGAGUCAAGAUUUGGUGGUACAUGAAAUAAAAGACGAUGCUCAAUUUGAUGAUCAUGCAGAUUUAGACUCCCGAGAAAACGUUAUGAUGAAUAAGGUGCAAUUAAUUAUGAAAGAAGGCUGUUCUGAAGAGACGGCCAAAGCAGCCAUUAAAAUCCUAGGACUAAGUGUCCAGGUCGGGGAAGCAGUGUCGUGGUGUAUCGAAUGUAUAGAAAGUGACGAACAUAUUUCUAAUCUGGCCAGACAAUUUGACGAGGACAUGAUGUUGGUUAAACAAACAGACCAAGAAGUGCGAAUGCCAAUGGGUUUAAAUGUACAAGCUCCAACUGAUAUCAUUGAAGUAGGGAGCGCACAAGUCAGACAACAUUCGUCGGAAUCCCCAAAUGAUGAUAGUGAUUACUCAGCAAUCACACUCGAAAGUGAAAGUGAAGUCACGAAAAUCAGAAUAGUAAUAAAGGCUGUUAAAGAUGCUGGAUUUAGUGAAAAAAUGGCAAAGGCAGGCAUGGUUGAGUGCGGAUUAGAUGAAGAAGAGAUUAUUGGUUGGUGUUAUGAUAACUUUGAAGAUGAUGACGUGAUUGACAGGUUGUCAAGACAGUGGGAUGAGCGAAUGGAGGAAGAAGAAGCAGUACUUGAUAACACACUGGAUGACAACGGUAUGGACAUAGACAGCAGGCCAAAAACAACUCCAGUGUCUAAGAAGGAAUUGGUUGAAGCGAAAGAUGAUCUGAUCAACGAAUUACAACUCAUCUGGCACCAUCAUCGAAAUACUCUGGAAUCAGACGAUGCAGACUUUGGCAUUGAUCACUUGGGGAAUGUACUAACUGCGCUUGCACAUACAGAUCCAGUAGCAAUAAAUAGACCCUGGAAACUAUCAGAUGAAUAUGGUAGACCUCAUCUUUUAAUCAAGCCUCAAGACGAAAUGUUGAGCACAGCACUAAACAUAUACUUGAACAGCGAUAAUAUUCAAUUGCCGUCACAUGAUGAAGUGUUAUUAUGUACUCCACAAACAACAUUAGAACAAGUGGUGUUGUUUUAUCGUCGAGCUAUGUUUGACACAAAUGGAAAGAUUUACUGUUUAAUGAACGCAGACUUGUUAGAUUAUGAUGUCAGUACAAAAGCGGAGGAAAAACGAAAUGAUCUAGGCAGGAAAGAGUAUCGCCUUAUCGUGAUCUGUAGUCAGGAAAGAGAAGAUAGAACUCACAUAGUUACUGCCUUGGAUUCGUAUCGUAGUGACCCUCCUGAUUGGCCUCUAGUAACGGGCAUGAAGACAUUCCUCUGGGACUAUUUUAGAAAUGACUAUUUAAGGCCGGGUAUGGUACAUUCUGCCGCUGAGGUUGCGAAUGAUGGGUGCUGUGUUCAAGUGGUCAUGUCAAAUACACCUGGUACAGGAAAGUCAUUAGUUGUUGAGAGGCUAACCAAGAAACUUGGCGAGAUGAUUAAGAAUGUAUCUAACUGUAUCACAGUUUCAUUAUCUGAAAGAAAAGUGGAUAUAGAUUCAAUUGUUGACUACCUCAUCCCCUACACAUCACACCCCGAUACCCCAGUCCCAAGAAUCUUCCAUUUUGACAUAGCUCCACUGGUAAAAAGCGGUGUUAAUGAGCUUCUAUUCAAUUUGAUUGUACUUGGUGGACUCACUGAUAAACAUGGCCGGGUUUGGAGACGACACCCCUUUGACCUUUAUGUUAUAGAGAUUUUACACUCUGAGAGCAACAGGAAAACCAUUGUAGACAUUGACAACAAGGAUGCAUUUACCAACCAACCUCUAUACACAGUAUUACCUACAAUUGUGUGCAGAUCACCAAAGGAAACAUUACUGAUGGAGAAACGGUUGGACGAAAAUAAAAGCAUUGAAUCCUUCAAUGUUCCACUAAUGGAUGAUACAGAAUUCAGAAGUGUAAAGACACAGCGUGUUUUCCAGUACCUUGCCAGACAUACUAUUGGGGUAGAUCUGGAUUAUUUUGACUUUGUAAAGAAAAACGAGGCCGGCGAUUCUUAUGAGAUUGAAGGCAAUCAUGUUAGUUGCUUGGAAACACUACUCAGACAUUGUGGGAUCAAUGACCCAACUUGGUCUGAGCUGAGGAACUUUGUGGUAUUCCUCAACGAACAACUGAAAGACUGUGAAACUUCUUUGUUUUGUAAUAUAGAGUAUCUAGAUGAUACACACUUGUACGGUUUCCGAAACUUUGUUGUUAGAUUCAUGAUUCAAAUGGCCAAGGAUUUUGCCACCCCCUCACUUCAGUGUUCAGACCAAAGUUCACUGACACUGGAUAAUGGUAACAUUGACCACGAGCACAUAACCUGUCAAGAGCUGCCAUCUGAUGUUAACGGGGACAUGGACAAUAUUGGUGACGAUCUCACCGAAUAUCAACUUAAACGAAAAUGGGAGACAAGUGCUCAUCCAUAUAUCUUCUUCAACUACGAUCAUACAACUAUGACUUUUAUUGGAUUUAACAUUGAUCGUUUUGGUAAUUUGAUUGAUCCAGUCAAUGAUGCUGUGAUUGAACGUGGUGUAAUGAGUAACAGGCUACGGGCAGCUCUAAAAGGACAAAAUGUGGAUCUUCGUCAAGAUUAUGAUGCUUUUGAAAAAGAAGCAAAGCUACAGAUACUAUGCCAAGCAAUUGGCGUGAGACACCUACACGAUCCCGAUGAAACAUAUGAGCUGACAUCGGAUAAUGCCAAAAAGAUUCUGGCCAUAUACAUGCGUCUCAGAUGUGGUAUUCCAGUCGUAGUGAUGGGUGAAACUGGAUCUGGGAAAACCAGGUUAAUAAAAUAUUUGUACCAAUUACUAGCAAGACAAAACGAAGAUAAAACAGUGGAAAAUAUGAUUUUGAUGAAAAUCCACGGUGGAACAACAACUAAGGACAUAGUAAAAAAGGUUGGGAAGGCACAACAAAUUGCAGCAGAAAACAAGGAAAAGCGUGAUAUUGAUACAGUAUUGUUUUUCGAUGAAGCAAAUACCACGGAAAAUAUUGGACUUAUCAAAGAAAUCAUGUGCGAUAAAAGAAUGAAUGGUGAACGGAUUUCGUGUGAUGAAACCAGUUUGAGAUUUAUCGUUGCAUGUAACCCUUAUCGUAGGCAUGAAGAAAAGAUGAUAGCAAAACUAGAAUCUGCAGGGUUAGGUUAUCGAAUAAAAGCUAAAGAAACAGACGACAAACUCGGACGUGUGCCUCUCAGACAACUUGUCUAUAGAGUUCAACCAUUGCCACCAAAUAUGAUGUCUUUGGUGUGGGAUUUUGGUCAACUAAGCCAGGAAACUGAAAAGCUUUAUAUAAGACAGAUUGUUAAACGAUAUAAUGAAUGUAGUUUUGUUAGUCUACGUGACGUGGAAAGAACAAUGGAUGUACUUGUUUGGUUUUACAAACAUCCGCAAAUAGAGGAUCAGAUGCGAGAACAGAAAGAAAAAGACAAAGAAGACACGUACAUGACAUUGAAUCCAUUGACUCUGGCCUUAGUGUUAGCACUUGGUGUGUGUUAUCAUGCAUGUCUACAAGAUGAGAGAGAACGUUACAGAAAUGCUGUGGUAGAACAUUUUACAGGGCUUUGCGAUGUUCCUGGCGGUGGACAACAAUUUUGGACCGAAAUAAACAGGUGUCAAGACCUGUUUCUUGAGGAAUUACAAGUUCCUGAAACUAUUGCAAGAAAUGCAGCACUUAAAGAAAAUGUAUUUAUGAUGGUCAUUUGCAUAGACAUGAGAAUCCCCUUAUUUUUAGUUGGUAAGCCUGGCAGUUCUAAGUCAUUAGCUAAAACCAUAGUGGCCAAUGCUAUGCAAGGCGAAAACUCAACAUCAAAGCUGUUCACGACUUUUAAACAGGUACACAUGGUAUCAUACCAAUGUAGCCCUUUGUCAACACCAGAAGGCAUUGUAAACACAUUUAAGCAAUGUGGGCAUUUCCAAGACGGCAAAGAUCUCAACCGAUUUGUGUCUGUGGUUGUUUUGGAUGAGGUUGGAUUGGCGGAAGAUUCACCUACAAUGCCUCUCAAGGCGUUACAUCCAUUGUUAGAGUGUGGCUGUGUUGAAGACGAUGACCCUCCACCAUACAAAAAAGUUGGAUUCAUAGGAAUCUCCAACUGGGCUCUUGAUCCUGCUAAAAUGAAUAGGGGAAUAUUUGUUUCCAGAGGAGUACCAGAUUUGAAUGAAUUAGAAGAUACUGCCAGGGGAAUUUGUUCAACCAAUCAUGGCGUUAUGUUACAUAUUAAAUCAAGCAUACCUGCUUUAGCAAAGGGGUACAGAAAUUUAUAUAUUAGCAAAGAAAAUUGGCCAGGAGAAUUCUUCGGUCUGAGAGACUUUUACAGGCUCAUUGUUGUAGCCGACAAGCAGGCAGUGUACAAGAGAUUCCCGAUACCUUUAAUCAAUCGUCUUGAGAAGCAUUUUCUGUCAACCACGACAAUGCUAACUUCAGACAAACUAAGUAUUGCCAAACGACUAGAUACAUGGGCCCAUGAUUUUGCGCAUAUUCGCCUAAAUCCUGGUCAGACAAAUGGGUCUACUUUCGAUGUACAAGAUGCUUUCAUUGAUUACUGCAGCGAUACGCCAGCUCUAAUUGUAGCAAACAUCAGCUCGUCAGUGACAAAACAAGAUUACCAAGAUGAGAAGGAAUGGGAGAAUAGGGUACUAGAGUUGUCUCAGGAUGCACUGUUAGCCUGUGCCGUCCCCGAUGCUAUACUUCGAUUGCCCGGGUCUGUGCUUUGUGACCCUGAAGAUCCGUAUGAUUCUGCACAGAGAAUAGGGUACAAGUAUAAUUUUGAACAGAAUCAUAGAAGUUUAGCUGAGUACAUUAAAUGUGAAAUCAAGCUUGAUCAAGAAAAGAAAAAUAAUAAUGGCAUCCUAGCACAGGUUACAACACACUCAAGACUCCUGCUUCCAUGGCAAGACUUAAGCGAAGUGGCAAAAGUAUUGAAUUUACAACCAAGAAAAUUAAGACAGAAUUGUUUGUUUUUACAAGAGUUUGAAACCGAAAACCAGUUUACAGAAAAAAUUAGGGAAUUCUUCAUGGAUACGUCUUCAGACGACCAAAUGAUGAUAAUUCAGUGUGAAGGAGAAAUCAAACAUACUAACUUGAUAGAAUGCUCGCGAUACAUUGUUCAGAAUGAACGAAACGAAGUCUUUGACAAUGGCGAGACUGAUCACAAAUUUUCUAGACAUGUUGUUUUCAUAAUCCAGCUUCCAAGGUUUGCUGGUAGCUGUUCUCAUAGUCUACUAGGUGGGAAAUGGCGAUCGGUACAUAUUGAUGAAAUUCGUUCACCGCACGCAGAGUCACCAGACACGUCAGCGUUCGAAGACAGACCGUUGGGAGCAAUCUUUGAAAGUAGACGAAUUGAAGACAGCCCACGACUCGUAAACACAGUCGCCCUGCUCAUAUCCUGUGUCCAUGCCGCCACUGCUUCGGUUGAAGACGUGGAAGGUAACAGGAAACGUAAAAGAGUGAAAAUGCUUUUAAGACUACUGAAAAGUGAGGAUGACGUUGCUAAAUUGACAUUUGCAAAUGUGAUAAAAGCACGAAUAUGUCAGUUAUUGAAGGAAAGAGAUGAGCGAAUAGGACACUCGGCUGCCCAAUGGUUAUGUAAUGAGGCCAUGUGCUCUGAGAAGAUCCAAAUAAAUGGUACAUUCAGGCGAACAGUGUGGCAGAAACUGAAAACAGUGGUGACACCAAUACUCGCAGAAGUGAUAGCUUUUGCGGAUAAAGAUGAUAAUUUGGAUAUUCUUACGUCACCUCAAGGUAGUUGGAAGCAUCAAUUGUGGUUAGAGAUAUUAAGAAAUCCACAACUAGCAGUGAUGACUUAUGACGAUUUUCUGUCGCCAAUAAAUCACUUACCCCGGGAAAUUGUACCUGUGCUGUCGACCAGUAAUAUUUGUUAUGAUUUCCCCUUCUUCUGGGUUGUGAAAACGUACAUUGACCGCGUUCUACAGAGUGGAAUUGCGACAAAAGCAACUGGUGCCAAUGUAUUGGAGUACAAGUUUAAACAAUUACUCCAGCAAUCUGAAAUUAGUGAAAUGUGUGUCAUGGAUGAUAAUCAUCCCUAUUACGACGAAAUAGUCAGCUGUUACUUUACUGAUUUCUUACGAAAUAUGUUAAGAACCACAGACAGUGAAGACAAAUAUAUGAAUGUAAUUCGAAAGGCUAUUACAUCUGCUGCUUUUGCGAACUUCAUCACAAACAAAGCCAAAGACAAAUCUUCAUUUGUUAUGAGCGUUGCGGACAUUCACGUGACAUACCACAACCUACAUACGAGACUACAAUAUCUAGAACAGAUUGUGAAAAUAUUUCCCGCUGCUGUAGACCUAUCUCUUGAAGUUGAAAAUGAAAUGGUAAUUGACGUCUAUUCAUUGCUAAAGCUUUUGGAAAAUCUAGAGAAGACCCAAUUGUCUGAAUAUGAGAAGAGAACACAUUUUGUAUCCAUGAUGCAUAAAGCCAGACCAAUUGUAGAAAAAAUGCAUGAAUCUGAAAGGCAAAGCAAGGAAUUGUAUGGAAAUAAAAGCCAGCAAUACAUUGCAGAUUCCAGAAAUUUGUGGAAGAAACUUUGCGUAGUAAAAUCUUUUGUGGACCACUUAUGUCCUGAUACUAAUGUUGGCAACGAAAAUGCUAAGAAGAUUGUUCAUUUACUGAAGGCGUUCGACAAACACAAAAUUGGUUCAACAGGUGCAUUAAAGGUAGUGGAAACGGUGCUGAAGAUGGCAAAUAAAGUUGCACAAGAAAAAUACUUUCGGGAAAAUGUAGCUGCUUACACACGUUUCAGACGGCAGUGCAAUUCGUUCUUCAUGGAGUACAUAUCUUUAUAUUGUUUUACGGAUGAACAGCCACCGGAAAUGAAGCUUAUAGAAAGAUUGAUGAGUCAUGUUACCCUGCAAACAGGCGACAAAGUUGAAACGAAACGCCCGUCACCAUUUUCAGAGGAGAGUGUCGACCAAACACCAGUUGUCAGAUCGUUUGUAUUGCAAUUACUUCUACGAUAUAGUGAUAACAAUGUACGCACAUCCCUUCAGGAUUAUCUUAGUAAAACAGGGAAUGUGGUAAAGACAGAACAGGACAUUCUUGAAUUCAGUUCACUGAGCAUUCAGUGCAUAGAGGACGCUCUAUACAACAAAGUGGUUAAAAUUGACAGUAAUUCCAAAUUAUCCAUUAUACACGACGCUAUUUUAAUAAUAGAAAAAGCUAUCCAGUUUAGAUUGGAAGAACCUGAUUUGGUAAAUAUUGACCAAUUGGAACAUAUCGCUAGUGUUCGUUUCGGGUUGACAGUUACUGCUGAAGUGAUGUACCAAUACUGCAGUAGUAACCCACAAAGAAACCAAUCUGGACAACAGUAUAUGCAAUAUGUAUGGAGACUGAUGGAAGUAGCCAAGACAUAUUGCGAAAAGUGUGAUUCCUCACUACCGAGGGACUUUUUGCUGAAACAGCUGUGUCGAAGAUAUGGUUCCGACUGUUUACAGUCAAUUAUUCACGACCAGAGAGGUACCGAAUGGUUACUACCAGCAGACUUGAUUGUUGAGCUCGAGGUACCAGAUAGAUACAUUAUAUGUGGUAAUGAUUAUCGCAAGAUAAGACAAGUUAUAAUCGAGUUAGUAAAAUCAUCAUCUGAUGACAAGUUUAUACAUAAGACAAUUGAGCCUUUAAUGGAAACUAGAGAGGUCAGUGAAGCCAUGUUGUUGCUCGCUAUAUACCAAGCUGUGACCCUACUUUAUGACAAAAUUUGCAGAAGACCUCCUGUACAACAGGCAAUAACAGUUCUUCCUGGUCAGCCAUCCUUACACCGUACAUUGGCUGCUAUCGUUAUACAUGCGAUGACUGUAUUUAAAUGUAUUGGAGAGGAAAAUUCACUAAUUCAACCAAUUACGUCGUUGAUGAAAACACCACUUGAUAUGAUGGAGUCAUUCUUACCGACGAUGCACAGAGAACGGAGAACACAAGGACGUAUUGGUAGCAGUUCCAACGGCGACACAGUUCACGAAGGUGAAUACGAAACAGAUGGACAGUUGCACCACUACGAUGGCGGAGAAACCGAACCUGUAGGCUUUGGCAACAUGCAAACUGGUCAUAAUCUCGGAUCACCGGAAACGCGACUUGACGAGGAGCCAGUACCAUGCCGAAAGAUGUCUGCUGUUGCUUCUGCUAUUGUCAGACUAAUAAUGCACACUGCAUUACUGUCUGCAGACGUAAAACAGAACUUCAGCGGUUUGAUCUGUUCACCCAUAGCUGCCACUCCAAAUGUUUCGCAGUAUUUUUGGCAACAUUUAAAUUGCGAUAUUCAUCAGCUGUCACGUGCAACAGGGAAAGGCGUGGACGAUGCUGCGUUAAUCGUACACAUGGUACUACACAGAAUACUCACUCACAAAACAAGAGUUCACGACAAGUGUGAUAAAUUCCUGAAAACAACAGAAAGUCGAGCGGUCUGGGAAGAAGCAUUCACCAUAACAUAUAUUGAUCCUGUUAUGAAAGGGAUUACGAAACAAUUACAUACUGCAAAUAGAAUUGUUCAUCUUGAAAACAAUCUCGUCAACAACCAACUGUAUAAACUGGUUCAUGAAUUGAUUUCACCACAAGUAGACGUGAAGCCAAAAUCCUUAUUACAACACCCUGGGAUAUGGAUAUAUCGCGAAAGAAUAACAGUGCAACAUCUUGUCCAUACAUUGGCAGAGAAUAACGACGGCAAAGGAACCGAAUCUUGCAGAGUUCUUCGGGAAUUUCUUAAUAGAGAACAUCAAUUACGGGCUCUGAAGUACUUACCUGAUAUUAUCCGUCUGCAACAAAUACUCAUCAAUAAAUACCAUAGAAGAAUAGAUAUGAAAGAGGCAUCUGAACUAACAAUUAGACAGUUUAUUGACGACAUGUCCUCCCAAGAUCAUGACAUGCAAUAUGAAAAAUUGGUUGAUAGUUUUUCCAAGGCUUGGAAUAUACUGAGACAGAAUCUUAAAGAUCAUGGCUUCCCAGUACAGUUAUAUCAAAAUGACAUCGAUUUGGAUGGCGGUAUUGAAGUUCUUCUUCCAGCAAUAAAAGGCCAUGGGAAGUGUUCCACUGCCUUGACUGACCUCUUGAUUGACACGCAGAAUGAAUUUAUUGACAUGUAUACAUCUAUUAAAAAGGAUCAAACGCAGAGUGGCGAUGCCUGUGAACCGAGUGCACUAACUGCAGCUCAUCUGAUAUGGUAUGACUCCGAAAAAGAUUUGUUACCAUUGGUGUUGUCCAACUGCAACUACUCUUUGGAAAUCGGGAAAGGAACACUCGUGGAAUAUGACGUUAUUAACAUUGAGCGACAGCUGGAAGAAAGAUUUAUAAUGGGAAAAAGCAGAAUACUAAAAAAUAAUAAUCAGUUAAUGUUUCGUCAAGAUUCUAGAAAUCCUAGAAUUUUCCGUACGCUUGAAGACAAAAUACCACAGAUUGGUCUAUCAAAAUCGGCCAAAAGGCGGAUUCUAUUUGAUAUGAAAUCUAUGACAGAUAUAAACGAUUCGAUUAUGUGUUUGGAUAUUGCCAUUGACUUCUUGGCAUCAUCUGGUGAAAUUCCGAAGACGCCAUUAAACAAGUAUUUGCAGGACAUACUUGAAAUGGACAAAGAUUUAAUGAAGGAUCCUUUCGAUUUCCUUAAUGAUGCAUAUCGGAUUGAACUGACUGCCGAACAGAAAGAGAAUCUUCGAUCAGCUUUGCCGUACAUAGACAUUGAUAAGCUCGUAGAUGAAUUGCACCGAUAUAUUGUAGUUAUGCUAGGAUGUCAAGUACACGAAGACCAUAAUGUCACUGCCAAGCGAAUUGGGACGAUACGAAGUUACCCGGCAGGAAGCGGCUCUAUUUGGUUAGCAAACCUUCAGUGCAAAGGCUAUAUGUAUUCUUUACACGAGUGUGAACAUUCUGGCUGGGGUGUACACGCAUGUGAGCAUUCAGAAGACGUCGGAAUUUCAUGUGAAGAUACAACAGAAGGUGAGAGCUAUUAUCUUAUUUGGUGUAUACAGUUUAUGAUUUAA
Molecule: messenger RNA, 16254 nt
Organism: Saccoglossus kowalevskii
Lineage: Eukaryota; Metazoa; Hemichordata; Enteropneusta; Harrimaniidae
Product: E3 ubiquitin-protein ligase rnf213-alpha-like
Molecular function (GO): ubiquitin-protein transferase activity; ATP hydrolysis activity
Source: RefSeq, a predicted model, not a curated record